CUAGGUACUCACUUCUUACUGCUUACUUCUUGCACUCACUCACGUUUCGACUGGUCUAGCCUCGUCUGGUCUCGUCUCAUCAUCCACCCCACGCACCCGCAUCCUCCGCCCAGGUUGCACCCCUCCUCCAAUCUCCGCCAAACUCCGGACUUUCCAUAUUAUUAUCGACAUCAUUCACAACCACCACCUUUCAACCUCUUUCAUCGACUCCAGUCUUUGGCCCACACAUCGUAAACACUUCUUGGGACCAAAUCUUUCUCUCUGCACCUUCCACUUCUCUCUGCAGACAUAAUGGAGGCCUCUCCGCCCACCGCCUCGGAACUCAUUGACCUGGCUCCUGAGUUAUUGGAGCUGGUUCUCUCCUAUCUCAACCCAGCUGAACUCGUCGCCUUUGGAACCACCUGCCGCCGUGCGCAUGCAUUUGUCCACCCUAGCAAUCAAAUACUCUGGCGUUCUGCCUUCCUGCAGAAAUUCGACGACCCGAAAUAUGCCUGGGCUCGACUCGCUCACACCGCGCGAACCCAAAACAUGGCCCGCGAAAUGGAUUGGUCCUGGUUCGAGGAAGUCCGCAAGAGGUAUCAAGCUAUACAAGCUGUCCGCCAGGCAACUACCUCUCCCGCCUCUUCUACAUCGGCUACAGACUGCAGCACUGAGACGAUCGUGAAGACGCUUCUCGACAUAGUCGCUACCGCUUCCCAUACCAAAGCGCGAACAGGAGCCACUUCCGCUGCCGCCGCUAACCGCUCUUUGAAUCUGGAUCUUCUCAACAGUCUAUUUCUCUCCUCUGCCGAGUCCGAAGCCCUGGUGCACGACUAUCACCGUACCGUAGAUCUGGAUGCUUCUUCUCUCUUGGAUGUCAUGACAGAACUCUCCAACCGCCCAAUCACACGCUCCAUGCUUGGCCGUACCGUGGCUGUUCCGGUCUGGGCCAGUCAAUUUCAUAUCUUUUACGGCAUGACGGUCAGAGAGAAGGAAUCUCUCCGAUCAAAAUCCCUCGCAAGAGCCAUUGUCUACAAUUGGCUCGUCACCGGCAGCGAUGCAGAUCACGGACCCUUCAAGAGGGACAAGAGUGGCACGGUCAAUUGGCAAGCUCUCGAGGCAGUCACAUCGCUAAUGCACCGCAUCUUUGAGAACACCCGCCGGGCCCACAGCUACUGUAGGCCGUGGGGCUUCCGUAAGAAUGUUACGCACUAUCUUCCUUCCUCGGUAUCGUCAGGGGACUGGGCUGGCGUUAACAGGAUCUGGGUUGGCACGUAUGCCUUCCUUGACUACCGAGCAUUAGUGCAUUACAAUUUCGCCAACCGUGUCGAGCACCCCAUGGACCUUGGCCAGUACGAGGAGGCAUGUGGCGAUCUGAUGCAAUUGCAACUGGAGAUCUCUGAUUCGGAAGAGCUCAAAGCUGACUCUAGGCUUCAGUCGGACCUGCCCUAUUGCAAGGAUCUACCUAGGCUCUACUUUACAGGUGCUACCAGCAACCGCCCGAACGGACGACUACCCAUACUUGUCAAAGGCUUUGUCUGCCUGGUGCCGGGGGCGAAGCAAGUCCGAUGGAGAUUUGUUAUACGCUACGCAGGCUCAGAUCAAUGGCAAUUAGAGGGUGUUCAACCAGGCGGCAUUCGAUCCGGCGGAGUCUAUGGUCUCUGGAGUCAUGUUGACCAUGAAGCCAAUGGGCCAAUUGGACCCUUCUGCUACUUCCCCUCCGAAGCAUGCGAACCAUCGGAAACCGUUUGCUGAUUGACAAUUUGCUCCCUCCACAUACCGAGUACAUUGACCUUUCAAAAU
Molecule: messenger RNA, 1782 nt
Organism: Aaosphaeria arxii CBS 175.79
Lineage: Eukaryota; Fungi; Ascomycota; Dothideomycetes; Pleosporales
Exons: 1
Coding region: 292-1734 (480 amino acids)
Molecular function (GO): protein binding
Source: RefSeq, a predicted model, not a curated record